Doryrhamphus excisus (bluestripe pipefish) is the source of this 2141-nucleotide messenger RNA. Its product is annotated as nocturnin-like. Lineage: Eukaryota; Metazoa; Chordata; Actinopteri; Syngnathiformes; Syngnathidae. Gene Ontology annotation, molecular function: poly(A)-specific ribonuclease activity. Gene Ontology annotation, biological process: circadian rhythm. The record is from RefSeq and is a predicted model, not a curated record.
CUGCAGCAAGCGCUGCUAAGUCAGAUAUCUGCUUACACUUGCACGCGUCACAUCAGCCUCUGCUGCGCCACACUAGUCUACCCAUCGUACCCUCGGACGAAGAACAAGCAUCUUGAGCAUCAACAUCAGUGAUGGAGACCAUGGGUUAUCCAAUGGGUGGAGGAGCCACCCGGCUUUACAGCACCUUGGCUCACACCCUCAGCAGUAGCCCCCAUGCCCCCCUCCCUCUGACCCACUUGGACCCCUACCAGCCUGCAGACGCAAGCCUGAGUCCUGAUUUCUGCCAGGAGCGGAACGGGUCCCCGGUGAGACCCCUCAGUCCCGAGGAGAUCCUGCAGGAAUGUGAGGAGGCCCUGAGAGACGGACCACCACGCUACCGCAGGACUUUCAUUCCGCCCUGGAAUGGUAGCGACGGGAGCGCCAUCCGGGUGAUGCAGUGGAACAUUCUGGCACAAGCGCUUGGUGAAGGACUUGACAGUUUUGUGCUGUGUCCCAUGGAGGCCCUCAGCUGGUCCCGAAGGAAGCAUCUCAUCCUGGAGGAGAUCCUCACCUACCGACCUCACAUCCUGUGUUUACAGGAAGUGGACCACUACUUUGACACAUUUCAGCCAGUUCUGGCCGGUUUGGGUUACAGAAGCAAGUUCUACCCUAAGCCCUGGUCUCCGUGUCUGAAUGUCAAGGGCAACAACGGCCCCGAUGGUUGUGCACUCUUCUUUGACGAGUCCCGCUUGGAGGUUUUGGACUGUGUGAGCUUCCAGCUCUCGGCCAUGAAGAUUCCGACCAAUCAGGUUGCUGUGGUGAUGAUGCUGCGUUGUCAAAUCACAAAGAGGCGUCUGUGCGUCGCCGUCACUCACCUGAAGGCCCGCGCCGGCUGGGAGUGGCUUCGCAACGCCCAGGGUGCGGAUCUCUUGCGUCAAGUCCAAAACGUGGUCCAGAAACAUAGUCCCAGCUCCCCGGUCCCUCUCGUCAUAUGUGGGGACUUCAAUGCUGUCCCGACUGAAGACGUGUACCACCACUUCCUCACAUCUCCUCUUGGUUUGGACUCCGCCUAUAAGAACCUCAGCAGAGACAAUUUGACGGAGCCACGGUACACGACGUGGAAGAUUCGCCCCACGGGGGAAUGCUGCGCCACUCUGGACUACAUUUGGUACACUCAGGACUCACUGAAGGUGGACGCCGUCUUGGACUUACCCUCAGAGGACGACAUUGGUCCCAACAGGCUUCCAUCCUUCAGCUACCCUUCAGACCACCUCUCACUGGUUUGUGACUUCAGUUUUAAGGAGACGAGGGGAUGAAUUGGAUUCAUAUUUUUUCUUAUGGAAAACCUGGGAAACACCUUACAGUAAGGAACACAAAAAUACAGGAGUUCAUGAGGAACGAAGCUACCAAACCCUAACCACUACUCAUUAGUUCCUCAGUAAAUGCUGUAUUUUUGUGUACUUUACUGUAAAGUGAGACCAAAAAUUGAUUUGGUGAAUUUCUUUUUUGGUUCCAAUCUGACCUUCUGGAACGAACGAACGACGCUAACCAAGGUUCCAUUGUAUUUACUGACUGAAGUAUUCGAUUUUUGGUAGUAUUUAUUUUGCAGCAGAUUAUGUUUUUAUGUAUGCAGGUCAUAUUUGACUGAAACCAAAUGCAUUGUGGCUGCUGACUAAUAAACAUUCUGAUUUGUAUUUGUACUGUUGCUACUAUUUUAUUGGAGCCACCAGUAGAAUAUUAAACAGCUGCUACUUGGACGGGAAAACACAAUUUACAUUCAGCAGGAGAAUAUCAAGUUAUAUUAGAAUAUAAAAAUAACAAAUGUCUUACUUUGUUAUAAAAUGUUUUUGCUCCAACUAAACAAAUAUAUUGAAGAAAAAAACAGUGUACAAGUUUCAAAUGUUUUAUGCUUGAGUAAAAUCUACUUUAAUACACUUUGAAACAAGAGUACAACAAAAUAUAAUAUACUUCAAAUGUUGAAUAUACAAACAGUUCAGUCUGAACACAAACUUCUGUAUUUUCCCUCUUUAGAUUAAAAAAAAUGAAAUGUGGGGCGAGCGCCAACAUGACAAAAAAUGACCUUUUCAAAUGACCAGAGACUAAGACUGACAUUGCAUUCAGUAUUUUGAUACAUUUUGCCAAAAAAUAAAAUAAAAUGAUUA